Synchytrium microbalum is the source of this 1368-nucleotide messenger RNA. RefSeq lists its product as uncharacterized. The record is from RefSeq and is a predicted model, not a curated record. The coding region runs from base 1 to 1368 and encodes 455 amino acids. The transcript has 6 exons. NCBI's taxonomy places the organism in Eukaryota, Fungi, Chytridiomycota, Chytridiomycetes, Synchytriales, Synchytriaceae.
AUGUCUUCUGAAGUACAACGACAUCAACAGCCGGAAAACGUUAGAACCCAUUCAUGGCCCAACGAUGAGCACAACCUCUUCAAACUAUCACAGCUAUCUAGAACCGAUACCGCUCUAAGCCAAGUAUCCCAAACGUCCCAGUCAUCUCAAAAGUCACUGGUUCCAUUGUAUGAAGAUUACGAGCCACAAAUACCUUCACAUCCAAUACGAGAACAGCUGUCUAUACCUUUUAUUACGCAUCAACGCGAAGAGGCCAUCCCGUCUCCUGCAUCGGCUUUCACGACGACUUCGAACGUCAGUCCGCAUAGUGACUGGGCUUCUGAGGAAGGAUCUGAACAUUCUGUACAAGUUGAUGAUGAAAGAAUGUAUGAUGAGGUUGACUUUGCACACAGGCCUCCUCCAUCAUCAGAAAGUGGAAAUGAAGGCCCUGCACCAUCUCAAAGGCGCUUUAUGCGUCAACCACGUCAACGCGUAAUGGAUGCCAACACACUUCAAACUUUGAUUACUGGUCCAGUACAAGCGGCAAAGGAUGCCAACCUGGAUAUAAACACCGUAAUCAGCAUUUUGGAAAACACUGUCCGAAGUGUUUAUGAGGUGGACAAUCAAAUGAGGGUUCAGAAUACCCGAAUGAAUGGCAAUGAUGAAGAAAAGCAACACGGCUAUGACGAUGACUUGGAUGAUGAGCCGGCAGAAGAAGCACCGGAACAGACAAACCGUGGAAGGAAGCGUCGGAUUUCAAAGUCACUCACGAAGCAACACAUAAUCCAAACCGUGUCAAACCAUUCCCUUGCACUCAUGAAGGAUGUCCAAAGGCUUUCGUUAGAUCUGGUGAUCUUCAACGACAUAUGGCAUCCCACAAUGCUGAAGGUGGCCAUGGGACUAGUACCUCCAGAAGACGGGCAAAACCAUAUGAACGAUGGAAUUGAAAAGACUGCACCAAACCAUCAAUAUCAAACAAUAACAAGAUACGAAAUUGAGGACGACAAAACCAUCGUCGCAUAUGGCACAGGUGUACUAUGUGGCAUCUUAUUGUGGCUCAAGGACAAACGCAUUCACGACGAAUACGGAAGCUCUGGUUACAUCGGCGCUGUAGCCAACGAGAAAUGGGGCGGUGAGCAAUACUUUGCUCUCCAAACCUCACCCAAUGGUCUUGGAAUCCAAGUCUCGGUUGCCACUAUGAAGGUCUUCCUUGAGCGGUAUGGAGUCACUGAAGCUCAAAUUGUGACUGUGAUGCGUGCUCUUGAAGAACUUGACGCCCGUCCGGAGCGUAUGCUUAUGGAUUUGGGUACUGGGGGACUCAGAUGGGAAGGCCUGUAUUGCGUGGUGAGACGGAAAGACAAGGCUCCAUUUGGUCCAUCAUUCUUCUGA